AUGGCGUUCAGGCGGCACUUCUCUCGCGUCGGCUCCGCCGAGCGCUGCACAGAGACCAUCUUCACUGACCACCAACGACAGGUGUGCGACUACGCGCUCGUCUACGCGGAGAAGAAGAACGACGGCGAAGCGCCGUACUCGGUCUCCUUCACCGCGACGCAGAGCGGCGACGUCAUCGUACAGCUGCACCCGCACUCGCAGCUCGAGCGCGCCGGCCGCGGUGCCAGGGGCCGUGCCGAUGCUGGACCCCGUCUCGUUGACAAGAACGCGCUGUCCGCGCGCGGCAGCGGGCCCUCGCGCCAGUCGCGCUCGCCGUCGCCCGACUCUCCGCCCGCCAAGCGGGCCGCCUCCGCUGACUCGUCCGGCUAUGAAACUGAUACGCCGGACGAGGUGCAGCAGGAGGCGGUCCGCAGGGUAUGCGGCGCGCUCGGCAUGAGGGAGCAGUUCGAGGCGGCGAUGGCGGCGGGCGAGCUGCUCGAGAUGCUCGAGAGCUUGCCGCGAGGGGCGGUCGAGGCCUCUGUCCGACAGAUGCGGGGUUACAACCGCACGGGCGAGUGGCCAGAGCCCAUUCUCACCAGCCCUGCCCCGCAGCGCGGCCGCUCGCCAAGCCCCGUCGAUGAGUGGUCAGAUGGCACCCGUGGAAAGAAGAUAACGCGAGCGCUCAACGGAGCUGGGAAUAGGACCGCCGCAAGCGGCGUGGCGUGGGGCGGCUCGACGCCGCGCUCGCUGUGGGGCUGCCACAAAGUCGCCGCCGAACGUGCCACCGAAGGCGUCCCGUCGGAGGUGAUGGAGUUUGAGACCUGA
Messenger RNA from Emiliania huxleyi CCMP1516, 804 nucleotides. RefSeq lists its product as hypothetical. The record is from RefSeq and is a predicted model, not a curated record. NCBI's taxonomy places the organism in Eukaryota, Haptophyta, Isochrysidales, Noelaerhabdaceae. The coding region runs from base 1 to 804 and encodes 267 amino acids. The transcript is spliced from 4 exons.